Molecule: messenger RNA, 1874 nt
Organism: Petromyzon marinus (sea lamprey)
Lineage: Eukaryota; Metazoa; Chordata; Hyperoartia; Petromyzontiformes; Petromyzontidae
Product: bis(monoacylglycero)phosphate synthase CLN5-like
Biological process (GO): lysosome organization
Cellular component (GO): lysosomal membrane; lysosome
Molecular function (GO): hydrolase activity, acting on glycosyl bonds
Source: RefSeq, a predicted model, not a curated record
CUUCAGGCAAGAAUAGACUAAAGAAUCUAUUCUUCUCACCCACACCGUCUCAUUUGUAAGCACCACCUUUGCACUUUCACGUACUGCUGCCCGCACUGUCAACGUGAAAUGCGACACGAGCACGAACACCCACGAUCGUCACUGCUCAAUCCACUGCUGGACUAAGGGCUGCCCCCCCCCCCCCCACGUGGUGUCGGUCACGGUGGUUGUUUGACCAUACUUCACCGCGCUGGUGAAUUGGCACGGCGAGAUGGGGCGCGGGAGGGCACAUGGCCGGCUGGACAAGGCACCCUCGGUGGACCCCCGGUGCCACGCCCAGUCUCCGUUCUGCGCGCGGGGCCGUCGAGGUGGCGGCCUGCCCACUGUGCAGCCCGAGGAUGGCCUCGUUGUGUUCCUGCUACGCUCCGAGGGCCUGGGCCGCCACCACGAGCCCUUCCUGUCUGAGCUCCAGAGCCACUUCCCUGGGCUGCAAGGCCUGUGGAGUAGCUACCGCGAGUCCCUGGGGUUCUACAGUUUCCUGAUGAAACGCAAUUUCACGCUGAGCUGGGACCCUCUGUUCGGCACGUCCUCCGGGGCGACGCCCCUCCUCCUGGACAAGGGAGGAGACCCCAUCUGGUGCAACGUAGGGGCCUCCUGUUUCACCUCGGUUGAGGGUGGCUCAAUGGAGGCUGCGAGCGUCGUCAAGGUGGCCGAGAUGACGGGUGAGAAUUUCAACCAAAUGGCCGCCUGGGUGCAGUCGCAAAACGCCACCGUGACGCCCUUCGACCUCUGGACGGUCUACAACGGCACGGGCAGCAACAUGACGGUGCAGUUCGACGCGCGGGACAGCAACGGCUACGUGCAAGGCGUCAUCGCGAAGCUCUCCUCCAUCGGGGCAAAUUUCAUCGGGUCCGUGACUGCCAGGCGGUCACGGCUCGCCCUCUACAGCGACGCAGCCAAGCCCCUCGGAAACGGCAGCGACAUCUUCGGCCCCAAGUCGAAGCAGCAGGCGCUGGCGAAGGACAUGCUGAAGUUCUUCAGCUACUUUCGGCCGGGCCAGACACUCAUGGAGCGUGCGAGGAGCACCAUUGGUAUCUUAGUCGAGGUCAUGUACUACAAGCGGUUCUUCAUUUACCGUGACGACACGUACUGGCAGCUGCAGAUGAUUUACCCGUACUUCGCUGUGACCGAUGAGUUUUGGCCGUUGCCUAAAGCCGCCUACGACUUUCCCUUCCUCCUUUAGUAGCCCCCUCUUCUCACCCCUAAACACAUUCGCAAAGUAUACUCGCAGAAAUGGGUACUCGCUUGAUUGUUGCUUCUUUGUUUUGUGACCCGCCUGCAGUGGCUUUUGCAACCAAUAGCAAGAGAGAGACUAAAACCACGUGUUAUACACACGCUGUUCUGUGACAUUUUGCAAACAUGCAUUUCAAUCUUCGUAGGUAUGUAAUCGUCGAUGAUGAACUUUACAUUGCCAUGUGUUCGACAGAUUGACAAACUAUGGCGAGUACUUAUAGCGCUGUUCCUUGUUGCCAAGAUUUUGGUUGAUGCUUUUCUUAGUUUGUCAUUUUCCCAUAGGAUAAGAAUUUCAUAGCAACAUAACAUUUAGACUGAAACGUUGUGUGACAGGACUAAUGUGGUUAACAUGUUGAGCCUUGCUAGGAAAAUCACAGAAAAGAAUGUUCGAAAUGUAUUUCAAAUGGCCAUUGCAGUUUGUGUGCUUUUACUUUUUGUUUAACUGAUUUGUGUAACCUGUGGAAAUCUGGCUAGUGUAGUCGGGUAACGUUUAUUUUCAGUUUUUUAACAUAUGAUCUAAUUGGGCUCCUGGAAAUUAAACCUUGUUAUUUUGUAUUGUUUUCCUCCUCAAUAAAUCACGGGAGAAUGAAUACCCCAUGUGC